Messenger RNA from Petromyzon marinus (sea lamprey), 3365 nucleotides. NCBI's taxonomy places the organism in Eukaryota, Metazoa, Chordata, Hyperoartia, Petromyzontiformes, Petromyzontidae. The record is from RefSeq and is a predicted model, not a curated record.
AAUGAUGAUAGGCGUGGCUUCUCUUGCCCCCGCGCCAUAACGGAUGCGAGGUUAUUAUCAACACGGCAGUCGGCUUCAGCGACUUCGUGGCGGGAAACGCGCGGCCUGGGCUGUUUCAUAACUCGGGCGAGUGGCGCCACUCUCGGCAUCGGCGAUGUCUUCAUUUCAGCAGCGCUCCACGCAUCCCUCAGUAACACGGUCACAUUCGGUGGCGCAAGAAGAGCAGCGGCGGCAGUAGGAGGAGGAGGAAGAGGAGGAAGAGACGCUCCGCCAUGGCUCCUCGCCGCGCUACAGCGGCGCAGCGAAUGGCCGAGAGCGCGGCCGCCUCGCUGCGGGAAACUCGCGGCCUCGUGGACCACGGCGUGGAGCGCGCCGUGGCGUUGGCGCUCGACAUGGCCAAGCUCAGCGGUGACGGGGCCGUCAUCGAGCAGAUCCAGGACACGCUGUGUCAGCUUAUCACCGUUGACAAACAUCUUAACAGCUUCCUCUCGGCUGUGAACGACGCGAAGCAGCAGCACGAGCAGGCGACGAGUGACCCCGUGGAGGACCUUAGCAAGCUGCUUGCAGCACGCAUGGAGACCACGGAUUCCACUUUCGAGCCUCGCCAGGACCAGCGUUUCCUUAACUUUCAGCGGCACAUCACAGACAUUCAACAGCAGGUGGAAGGGAAUGGCGCGGAGGGAGAGAUGCAGGAGGAUGUGGUGUUCUCCCAGGCGCAGCAGACCCUCACAUGCCCCUUAACAACGGUGCUGAUGCGACGGCCGAUGAGAAACAAGAAAUGUCAACACAGCUAUGAGGAGUCAGCCAUCAUGGAAUUCAUCCACAAGCAGCGCCAGAAGAAACGGCCGAUCAACCCGGGUUGCGGGCUGCAGUACCAACACAAGCAGUGGUUGGGUGAGCGCUGGUUAGCGCGGAAGGCACCGCGGAGCAGUGUGCGGUGCCGGCUCCCGGAGAGGGAGCAUCAGCCAGCCAGGGUUACGCUGGCUGACCUGUUGUCACGUGACCGGACGAUACUGGAGGGGGGCCACGGGUGGACGGGGGCUGAGGGGCGGUCACGUGGUCCUGGAGAGCUUUUGGGAACAUUCUAGGAGGAGCUCGAGGAGCCUGGAAGGGGGGCGGGGCUAGGGGCGGGGCUAGGGGCGGAGCCAGCCCCAGCGCCAGCCCCAGCACGGGAGCAUAUAACUAGAGCUCCAGGAAGAGCUCGGGGUGCUUCAAGUGUUGGCAUUCGAAGAUCCAUGUCGGGGAGAAGAAGCCUCUAGCCACGCGGUCCGGGACCCAGCUUGUGGUCCGGACCGGGAUAGCGAAUCGUGUCUAGUUCUGCCGUAGCGUGGUUAGAUGGGUAUUCGAGACCCGAGCAUAGGUUGUGUUAUGUUCGUGCUGUUGUGCAAAUAAAGUGUUGCUCCCAAGAUAACGUCUGUGACUCAGUUGGACUCACUACACAUUCGCAGCAUCACCUCAAUUGUCUCCUUCAAGAGACACUUCAAAAUUCACCUCUACAACCACACUUUCGAGUGACUCUGAGCUUGGCUCCGCACCUCUGAGUUGCGGCCGUUACUUCCACAAAUUGGCGCGCGUUAUAAAUUGCAUUAUUAUGAAUCGUCAUCAGGUGCAAAGAUACAGCAGUAGAACUGCUGAACAGGAAAGGGCUGUUGCAAGAAGAGGUUAUAAAAAGGUUUGAGGUGGGUGUCACCCAAGGGUAAGUAGGCGGGGUCAGAGAUGGAAAGGAGUCCCGUCGCUGCACGCACAGCAGCUGCGUUAAAGGGAGAGAUUGGCAUGUUAAUGUAAACGAGUUUAAUAGAAUUAAACUCGUGCGUGCGGCGACGGGACUCCUUUCCAUCUCUGACCCCGCCUACUUACCCUUGGGUGACACCCACCUCAAACCUGUAUAUAACCUCUUGUUGCAGCAGCCCUUUCUUGUUCAGCAGUUCUACUGCUGUACGUUUCCACCUGAUGCCGAUUGGUUGUGUUGCGAUCAAAACGUGAUUUAUUAUUUAUUUUUCUACCUAUGACUUUACAGAAAGAACCAAAGAGUAUGGACUCCUGCAGUCACGAAAACUUCAAAUCAAAAUUAAAUGAUAAAUAUUUUAAUUAAUUAAAAAGGUUUAUCAUGAACAUUUAUAAGUGGCAGAGCGAGUGGGAAAGUGUUGUCCCUUACUGUGUGGACCAGAGAUCAUUUGUAGAGGGAUUUCAGAGGUAGCUCUGAAAUAUCGCUUCUAUGGGCCAAUUUCUAACAUGCUCCAUGAGAGACCCGGAAUCUUAGUCUUACGACACUGAUAGCACAAUCUGUGUUGUGUUCACCAGCAACAAAAGCCAAUUGGGUAUGAGGAAAUGAAGGGGCCACAAUUGAAAAUUAAAGUGGUGUCAGAUGUCUGCUUGGUUUGACUUUUUACCAGGCAUACAGAUGCAGCCACAACACUUCUUGGUCAGAGGCAUUUUAUUGGAAUAUGUCCACCACCACUUGCAUUUACAACGGAACCACAUUCACGUCUAUUUCAAUUUAAGUUCCAUUGCAAAGCCGUGCACAUUUUAUUAUCAGGUUGCUGGAUGGUGCAGCCAUGUCCCCAAAUUAUUUAGAUCCCACCAGACUGUACAGACUCAACAACACAGUUAUUUCAAACAGGUAUUUACAGCUCUCCAAUGCAUUUCCACGUUGUUUGGAACGAGGUUCGACGGUUUGCUUUAUAUGCCAGGAACUUGAUGACAAUCCAAAAGCACAAUGGAGAGCUAUACAACACAAGCCGAAGCACCUCCACAGGGUGUAGGUGGUUACCCCUGUCAGUUGGCACACCCUUGGGCUCAGGACUACUAUAAGGCUGUAAUCACAGCAGUCGUGGCAUUGGCAGUAUUGACCCCCCAAUCCCACCAGCCACUGCCCCCCCACCAAACACCCGGGAAGUUAAAUUGUAUCUGCUGUGGGCAUGGUUGUGGGAGGCAGUACGUGGAGUAAUGCAGUGGUGUAAAUUUUAGGGACUGUCACUAAAUUUAGCACUUUUUUAGUUUCCCUGCUGAUUAAAUGUCAAUGGCCAAUGACAAAUUUAUAAACUUUUUCUAAGAUUUAAUUUUGUUAUGCAGACUUAGGAGCGAUUUUUGGUAUUCAGCCUCCCGUAACAGUUUACUGUGUAACGCUUUGUAAAUUUUGUGAUAUUUUUUACUUUAGGUCUAUCAUUUGGCAACUGGAAAGUAAUGUGGGAGACUAACUAUUUAUAAUUGCGCAUUUAGUUGGGGAAAGGAGAAGACGAUUAAAGAAUAAAAAUAACUAGUGAUAAUUUGGAAGGGAAGUGAUAGCUAAAUCAAAUGAAAUUUUCCCAUUUACUGUUUGUGCAUUUGUGUCUGAAACUGCAUUAAUCUUUAAUGGGUGCGAGAAU